Drosophila ananassae is the source of this 6304-nucleotide messenger RNA. RefSeq lists its product as uncharacterized. Bases 1452 to 4520 code for a protein of 1022 amino acids. Lineage: Eukaryota; Metazoa; Arthropoda; Insecta; Diptera; Drosophilidae. Gene Ontology annotation, cellular component: aryl hydrocarbon receptor complex; transcription regulator complex; nucleus. The transcript is spliced from 11 exons. Gene Ontology annotation, biological process: regulation of transcription by RNA polymerase II. The record is from RefSeq and is a predicted model, not a curated record. Gene Ontology annotation, molecular function: DNA-binding transcription factor activity, RNA polymerase II-specific; protein dimerization activity; RNA polymerase II cis-regulatory region sequence-specific DNA binding.
CUGCUCGCUGCUGGCUGGUCUGGCUGAUUAGUUUAGUUUGUGAUUUCAAUAUAUGUAAUUAAUUUUUGUUUCUGUAGCGGUUCGGACGGACGCGUCGCGACGUUCGCUUGGCUCGCUCGCUUGCUGCUUCACCGUCGCUGUUUCCCCGUUUCGUAUUCUCGCACUCGCACUCGCAGUCGCAGUCGUACUCGUAUUCUUAUUUAUUAUUUUUAUUUUUUGCGUGUGCCAGUGGCAGCAGCAGUGCCAGUGGCAGUGCCAGAGCCACAACCAGAGUGUGUGUGAGUGAGCGGCCUAAGGCUCUUCCUCUUCCAGUGCUUGCCUCGCCGCUAAAAUGCAAAGAACACGCUCGAGAAGCGUAAAUGGCGCCGCGCUAACCAAUGGAAUUGGAAUAUCAAACAGUGCCCCCCGAGCCCCAUAAAACGGCGACAAAAUCGGAAACAAAACACGGAUAGACCUCGGGAGAGAAACGGUCUCAAGCGACAAACAAACCCGAAACAGUUGCCGAUUCUUUUUUUUCGAGUGUGUGAGUGUGUGAGUGUGUGCCAGUGUUGUGGAGGAAACAGUUUGGAGUUUGGAGCAGAAGACGUCGCCACAAGAAAGCACAACGAGCGAACACUUGCUGUGGAAACUGAAUGGCAGUCCGGCACAAGCAACAACAACACAAACAAGUGAACCAACAAUAACAUCAACAACAACAACAACAAAGUGUAACCACAACAAAACCAACAACUAAAUACCUCCAGCUGUACAAAUAUUCAUUGAUAUUUAAAAACUAAAGAAGCAACCAGCACGAUACCAAAAUAAAAACAAUAAAAAAGUGCGCGAAAUUGGUAGAAAUGUUUGAGAAAAUACUAGACGAGAAACUCGUUGACUAAAAUACACAGAAAGAAAUACCUGAAGGAAGAGUUUUAGGUAGAAUUAAAAAAACAAUUUUUUUUUUUUUAUUAUUCUUUUUUUUUUUUAAAAUAAAGUACAAAGGAUCACAAAGAACAGAAAUUACAAAGCAGACAACAAAAGAGAGUCGCAACUGCACGAGCUGAUAUCAGUGGGACAGAAGAGCAGAAACAAACACAAAAAUAAAACAAGAACCAGAACAAGAGAAAGAGUAAGAGCAAGAGCAAGAGCAAGCGAAGCAAAACAAAGUAAUACAAAAUAUAUAAUUUCGCCAAUAUACAACCACCCCUCCCGCCUAGCCACCCAGCCAGCCACCCCCUCGCAGCCCAGUGGCAGACGAAGCGAGACAGAGAGCAGGCGAAAUAAACAAACCGCAGGCCGUGCGAGUGCAAGAGUGAGCGGGAGAGCCAGAGUUGGGCUAACGGGCUAACGGGCUAGAGGACGCGGGAGAUACCGUUGCCCUUGGCCAACAGUGCGCCGGAAGGAGGAGAGCGAAGGAGAGACAGGGCGAGUGAGCGAAAGCUUCAUGCAGAAAAACAAGAAACAGCGCAAAACAUAUGGAGAACAUGGAGGGUGCGAGUCGCAGAAGAAACUCCUCCACGAGCCAAGGUCACGGUCGCCACGGCCAGGUCGGCCAGGACGUUGAGGAUCUCAAGCCAGACAUUCCCUACUUCGACGACCCCCCAGCAGAGGGCUCCGCAUCCGGAUCCGGUUCGGGAACCGCCCCCGGCCUCGCCACGGACUACGACGCCGAGCUCCUGGCUCUGGGAAAGAACGAGUGCGAUCUGGACAGCCUCCCGUGGGACACUGCGCCGGACACCGACGUGGACGCGGAUGCGGACGAGGAGAGCCCAGCUCCGCGGCUGGAGAAAGUGCAGCAGGCGGACAUGGACGACGACAACUUCCCGGACGACAACGAGAGCUCGGUGAUGGGCAGCGACUACGCCCCCAGUGGGAGUGGCAGCGGGAGCGCCGCCAACAGCUUCUACCAGUCGCCCACGCCCUCCGCCGCGGGCUCCCUGUCCGGCUCCGGCUCCGGCUGCGACCUGAUGCUCCGGCCGCCCUCGAGCUCCAUGUACCACUACAACUACCGCUCCCCGGGCUCCAUGCCGCUGGCGAUGCCGGGCUCGGGCAACGGUGGCUCCGGAGGCGGACGCAUCUACGCGUAUCCACAUUCCCCGGCGCCACCGCCGCCCGCCUUCUGCCCGAACAUGUGGUACCCGAACGCCCCGUACGGCUCUGGGAGCGGCGGCGGCGGUUCCGUGACCGGGGGCCGGUACAUGGGCUACGGCGGGUCGGGCAACGGCGGCGUGCCGGGAGCAGGCCCCGGGCCUGGGCCCUACGGCAGCCACCCGGCCGGGCACAUGCACCCGGCGAUGCACCACCAGUAUCCGCCGAGCCACCCCCACGGGCAUCCGCAUCCGCAUCAGCACCCGCACCUCCACCACCAGCAGCACCCGCACCACCAGCAUCCGCACGACACCAUGAUGGAGAUGUUCCAGCUCUCGAACAGCGGCCGAGAGGCGCGAAACAGGGCGGAGAAAAAUCGGCGGGAUAAACUGAACGGAUCCAUCCAAGAACUCUCUACCAUGGUGCCACAUGUGGCGGACUCUCCGCGUCGAGUGGACAAAACGGCGGUGUUGCGCUUUGCCGCCCAUGGACUGCGCCUCAAGCACGCCUUUGGGAAGACGCUGCAGCUGCAUCGGCCCCAGGUCACGGACACGCUGAUGAGCAUGCUGGACAGCUUCUUCCUGACACUCACCUGCCACGGGCACAUCCUGCUGAUCUCGUCGAGCAUCGAGCAGCACCUGGGCCACUGUCAGACGGAUUUAUACGGGCAGAGCAUCAUGCAGAUCACACAUCCCGAGGACCAGACCAUGCUCAAGCAGCAGCUGAUCCCCACGGAGCUCGAGAACCUCUUCGACGCCCAUCCGGAUGCGGAUGCAGAGGGGGAACCGCGCCAGAGAAGCAAGGCCGAGGAAGAAUACAUCGAUCGGAAGCUGCACGAGGACAGGCGCAGUUUUCGAGUGAGGUUGGCGCGGGCCGGUCCAAGAUCGGAAGCCACCACCUACGAAGUGGUCAAGAUCGACGGCUGCUUUCGGCGGAGCGACGAAGCUCCGCGGGGCGUGAGAUCCAAUACCUUCACCUCCAGUCUGCAGCUGAUCAGAAGGACUCGGAGCCGCGACGAUGCGACGAUUCCUCUGCACACGAUCAGCGGAAACGACAUAGUUCUAACUGCCUGCGCCCGGAUAAUCCGUCCACCGAAGAUCGCCAGCCGGCAGAUUGACGCCAACACCCUGGAGUACAAGACCCGCCAUCUGAUCGACGGCCGGAUCAUCGACUGCGACCAGAGGAUCGGCAUAGUCGCCGGCUACAUGACGGACGAGGUGCGCAACCUCAGUCCGUUCACCUUCAUGCACAACGACGACGUGCGCUGGGUGAUCGUAGCCCUGCGGCAGAUGUACGACUGCAACAGCUCGUAUGGGGAGUCCACCUACCGACUGUUCACCCGGAACGGUAACAUCAUCUACCUCCAGUCGAAGGGCUAUCUGGAGAUCGACAAGGAGACGAACAAGGUGCACUCGUUUGUGUGCGUGAACACCCUGCUGGACGACGAGGAGGGCAAGCGCCGUGUGCAGGAGAUGAAGAAGAAGUUCUCGGUGAUCAUCAACACGCAGAUCCCGCAGUCCACAGUCGAUGUGCCGGCCUCCGAGCACCCGGCCCUCCUCGAGAAGGCUGUGCUGCGCUUGAUCCAGAACCUCCAGAAGUCCGAUCAGGAAGGAGCCCACAUGGGAGAGAUAGAGGCCGAUGAGUACGUGGACGAGGAAGACGAUGACGAGGAGGACCAGGACGAGGGUCCAUCCGACUUCGGGGACUCGUACUCGGCUCACCAGCAGCAGCCACAUAGUCAUCCGCAUCAAACACAGCAGCCGCAGCAGUUCCACCCCGUCCGCUCUCACCAUGGCCCCAUGAUGGCGAUAUCCUCGCACGGGCAAGGUAGCUCCAAGACGCCGCCUCUGGCCUUGGUGCCCCCGGAAGCGUCCUCGGUCAAGUCCUCUAUAUCCAAGAGCAUUAGCGUGGUAAACGUGACGGCGGCAAAGCACCUGCGGGGAGCCCAGUCCGGAUCAGCGGCCAAGUCGCCCAGCUCCUUGGGCAGCUGCACCUGCAGCGACGCUCACUCACCAUGCGACGCUUGCUUGGGCCCACUCACGCCCGAUCCGGCCAUGACCGUGGGGUCCAUGAAGAGGAGCAGCACAGCCCUGGCCGAGACCGAGGAGAAGGGUAUCAAGCGGCGCUUCAUACCCAGCACAGAGAUCGAGCACGUCCUGAACACUUCUUUGCACCAAAUUGGGAAGAAGCUGACCCAGCAACUUAAUGUGGCCAGAAAUCUGCGGGAGCAGGGUCAACGAUACGAACUGCCCCACGCCGCUCAGAGAUUCAACGAGAUCAUGCAGGAGCACCAGAAACAGAGCGAGCUGUUUGUGAACAUCAAGAGCGAGUACGAGGUGCAGCUGCAGAACAAGGCCAGUACCAGGAAGCCCUCGGGAUCGGACGAUAGGGACCGCGACAGGGACCGUGACCGGGAUCGGGACCGAGAUGAGGAUGAGAGUACGGACCAAGGCUAAGGGGAGGGAGCGAGCAGCUCUCGACUGAAGGGUUUCAUCGAUGUGAUAACUGUCCUGGCAGCCUGCUCAGUUCCCCUCAAGAAUGUGCUGCGUCAGAAGCAAGUAAUGCGGCCACUGAUUGCAGACUCGAGUGCAGAUUGAUAACUAUAACCCCAACCUAUGAGUGAGCCUGAGACAAACAUACUUUAGACGCCCCGCCCGCAUACACGCACACCCACAGUGUUUGUUCAGUUUUUGUUUUUAACAUAGGACUUUUACGUGCAUGUAGAACUAGUUCCUCGUACUAGCGAUAUGAACUCGGUGUCGAGGACAGUGCUUUAUUUGCUAAACGAUUUUAUGUCUCUAAAAGAAAGCUAUAACUAAUGUAAGACACCGCCCCCGAGAAGAUUUUAACAUUUUAGGACCGAUAUUGAUGGGGAGUGAUUGAAGGCGGAAACGGAAACAGAAAGGAGGCGGAUCGUUCAACAGAAAAUACGGAGUGAAGAGCAGAAUAAGGAGGUCUAGCAUAAACGGGAGGAUAUAAACAAUUAUUAGGCUAAUUGGAUUAUACAUUAAAUAUACUAUAUACCUACGUACCAUAUGUUGUGCGCCAAGAAGCGCAUAGCCCCAACUAAACGUGAUAAAAGACUGUUACCAACUACAUACACACACAUACUACAAACCUCGAUACACACGCAUAAAUCUUACUAGGACCGAUCACACACCCACUUGUGCGUUUGGCAUAUAGUUAAAUUAAAUUUACUCUACGAACACUUUUUAUAGAUGUUUAAUGUUGUUAUGCUAUAAGUGAGAGAGAUCCUGGAAUCGUAUUCCCAUCCGGAUGAAACUAUAGAUUUUGGCCAGCACGGUGCCCUAGAAACAUGAGCGGAAUUUGCAGUGAGCCAAGUACAAUUUACACUGACAAAAACAUAUACAUACUUAGUUGCAUAUAUGGUUCAAUGUAAACUAAUUCAAAUCGCUGCGAGAAACCCCCACACACACAGAAAACAACUGAAAAAUCUACAGAAAAAAAAAAGAGAUGAGAACUCUGUUAAAUGUUUGUUAUGCAUUUGUUUUUUUAUCUAAAUUAAUCUUAAACUAAUGUAUUAAUGAAUAAACAUGUGUACCUACAUACAAAACAAUGAAAGCCGCCGAUUAUCCCUUUUUAAAUCAUAUUUUCAAAUCUUCAGUACUGGAAAACUUUAGCGGGCUUUCACAAUACUACUAUCGAUAACUUCAAUGGGGUUGGUAUUUAAUCUGGUAUUAAUAACGGUCAUCUCUAUAUGCAUACCAUCCCUAAUUUUAAGAGAUGUCAACUUUGGGUCUAAAAAUAUCGAUGUUUUAGUACAUUAGUGUUGUGAAGUUCGUUCUUGCCUCAAUGUGACCAAACAAGAAAUAUCAGCAAAUGUUACGAUAUUUUUAUCGAUAUAUGUGAUUAUUGACAUCCCUGCUCUGGUAACUCUAAAUUAUAAAAAAACACCUAAUUUCUAAUUUCGAGUGUCGGGUCUGUAAAAAGUGUCGGAAAAACUACUUUAUCGCGCAGCUUGGCGGACGCAAAUCGCAAAACGCACCUGCAUCGAGCAGAAAACGAGCUCGGAGUUGUAUACCGCAAAAACAAUCAUAAAACCCAAACGAGAAAACAGUGAAAAGUAAGGAGCGAAAAGAAAGAACGAAACGCCGCACUGCCGAGCAAAAGAAUUGUGCAAAAUGAGUGGGGAUGUGGCUGCCGAGAAUGGUUGAUUUUCACCACGUGGUGAGCGGAGCAGCAACAAAAAGAAUAAAAAACUCGAAAAGUGUCAGAAGAG